GAGGAGGUAGUUGCGUGUUGUCGUAAAGCUUUAGAAGACGAUUGAUAUGCACCAAGCCCAUGUCUCAUCAACAGCGCCUCUGCAGGGCACGGACGGUUGAUCUCCGCCGGACGGCCACGUCCAUCUCCGGCUUCGUAAGCACACACGCAUCCCGCUCACCUUCUCACGUCCGGCCACCGACUGCGACAAUUGAUCUGCUCGAAUACACACUUGUUUUCCCGACCACCAACAAAAUUUCACCAUCAUGGCGGCAAACUACAACUAUCUGGGCGAUGUGGCGGGGUUGGUGGUGGUAGUCACCGGAGGUGGCACAGGCCUUGGACUCAUGAUAUCAAAGGCGCUCGCCCUUAACGGAGCAAAGGUCUACAUCACCGGCCGACGUCGGGAGAAGCUCGAGGAGGCUGCAAAACUCGUGGGCAACGGGAACAUCAUCCCCAUCCAGGGAAGUGUAACAUCUCGCGAAGACCUCCAGGCAGCCGUCGACUUUAUCACCAAGGAUAGCGGCUACAUUGACGUGCUUGUAGCAAAUGCGGGCAUGACGACUUAUGACAGCCGGCCAGAUGCGAGGCCCAAACCGACGGCGCAGAAUACACUUUCCGAGAUUCGUGACUAUUACUUCAACUAUCGAUCUGCGGACGUGUGGAAGGAUUGUCUGGAGACCAACACGGCCUCCGUCUUUACGACAUCCAUGGCCUUUCUCGAGUUGCUGGAUGCCGGAAACAAGCAAAGGGCUAAAGACAAGCCGCACAGCCAGAUUAUCACGAUCGGCAGCGUUGGCGGGUUGACCCGAUUUACAGACACGUUCAUUUACAGCGCAUCAAAGGCCGGCGUACACCAUCUGACGAAGAACCUGGGUGCCUUUCUGGUUCCCUUUGACAUACGUGCUAACAUCAUUGCUCCUGCUUGGUUCCCAUCAGACAUGACUGUGCCGGUGGCGAAGAUGUUUGAGUCGACGAAUGGCGUGAUGCCGAGGGAGCUGGUUCCCCAACAGAGAAUGGGGAAUGAAGACGAGCUUGCGGGGACUUUGUUAUACAUGGUGUCCAGAGCUGGAGGGUACCUCAAUGGCGCAAUAAUCCAGUUGGACGGCGGAUUUCUCUCGAAUCAUUCGGGUCCAUGAUCUUGCCGCUGCGUGCAUAUGUCAGAGUGUGGUGUGGCGCUGCAGAGAGGCAGGAGCGAAGAGCUAUAAUUGGUGCGGACUAGCUAGCCGAGCCGAAAGCCUAAACCAACCCCCCAGCCCACUCGUGCAGCUCUCGCUCCAGUCACUCUUUAAACCUAGGUAUUCA
This is a messenger RNA of Neohortaea acidophila, 1283 nucleotides long. RefSeq lists its product as uncharacterized. The transcript is spliced from 6 exons. Lineage: Eukaryota; Fungi; Ascomycota; Dothideomycetes; Mycosphaerellales; Teratosphaeriaceae. Bases 245 to 1117 code for a protein of 290 amino acids. Gene Ontology annotation, molecular function: oxidoreductase activity. The record is from RefSeq and is a predicted model, not a curated record.